This is a messenger RNA of Ceratitis capitata (Mediterranean fruit fly), 3984 nucleotides long. RefSeq names its product myb-binding protein 1A (gene Mybbp1A). The transcript is spliced from 5 exons. Gene Ontology annotation, molecular function: sequence-specific DNA binding; transcription corepressor activity; transcription factor binding. Gene Ontology annotation, cellular component: nucleolus. The coding region runs from base 100 to 3951 and encodes 1283 amino acids. Lineage: Eukaryota; Metazoa; Arthropoda; Insecta; Diptera; Tephritidae. Gene Ontology annotation, biological process: regulation of DNA-templated transcription. The record is from RefSeq and is a predicted model, not a curated record.
UCUGGUAAUUUGUCAUUCACAUGUGCUUGUUGAUCGUGGAUUGUUUCUUAAUUUUAGGAGAAUUAAUAGCACCAGAAGAAUUAAAUAAACUGCACAGGAAUGAAGGUAAAAUCCGUUAAAAAAGCAGCAAAGCGGGAUCUUUCAACAGAAGAUAGUGCGGAGCCACCACCCGUCAAGGCGGCAAAGAAAUCCAAGCUAGAUCUGAAUGGCACAAUGAAUGGAUCCGCCGAAAUGCCUUCAGAUGAUAAACCAACAGUCGAAAAACCAGGGAACACAGUAAAUGUAUCCAUAUUUCAACAUUUUAAGGAGCUAACAAAUGAGGAGGAAGGUAAAAGAAUGAAAGCGGCUCUACAAUUGCUUCAACAGUUGAGUAAAACUAAGGAUGCCGAGAAGCGUCAAAAAGAGUUAUCGUACACGUUAAAACGCCUAGUUCGUGGCUGUGGCGCUGCUACAAAUGCUUCUCGCGCUGGAUUUUACACAGGCUUAGUGGCACUAUUAAAGUCUUUUGAUGAAAAUGCAAUUUCGCUAGAGAAUAUUUUUGAUACAAUGCAAAAGGAGCUGAGUGUGGGUGCUACAGUGGGAAAUAAGGAUGACGCAGACGCUGUUGUUGGCAGAAUAUUAGUGUGUAGCGCCUUGCAACAAGCAGGCCGCUUGGAUAACCUGACAAAUAAUGAGCAUUUAGAGCGUAUUAUAAACACUUUGUUACAAGCUACCAAACAACGUAGUUAUCAUGCUUCCCUUGGUUACGCACUACUCAAGGAAUUGGUGGAGAAGCUUACCGCAAAACAAUUUAGCAACGUAGUGUGGCCAUUAUUGCAAAUUGAAUUGCAACGUCCUUGGCCCAAGCAAACGCUUCAAACUGUUCACUCUCUUAUCGUGGUGCAGCGACUUUUCCCAAAUAUCGUAAACGCCAAAUUUCUAAAAGCGCAUUUCGGUAACUCCGAUCUACUGCAACCCGAAAGUUACGCACAUCUCUAUCGACUUUUCUGGGAGCACAAUAAUAUGCAGCUGUUAACACAUCCAGCUUUUGAAGACUUCGGCACCUAUAUAUCUAAUAGUGCUAACCUAAAAAGUUUUUGGUCUCAACAUGUUGAUGCUGGCCUGGAAACAAGCAAUAAAUUGCGUGAAUUAAUUACAUUGAAAAUUUCUACUGAUGUGCUGAAUAGUUGGCAACAAGGGGAUGCUGGACAGAAGAAGCCAAUAGCUGACUUACUAAGCGCAAAUUUCUUGCACUUGCUGGUGGAAGGUUUAAAAAAUUUAAAACAAAAGAAAGAUGAAACGUUGAAGGCAUUCUACGAUGAUUUCUUUGAAUCCUUGGUCACUUGUUGCGCCAAACUUGCUGACGAUAAACAAACAGUAGCUGUUAUACGCCGUCUUGUACUGCCACCCGGGCUCUUUGGUAUUGAGAAAUAUACCAGUACGCGAGUUGUACAUCAACUAAUCAAUGUACUUGGCGCAGCAGGCGUUAAAGAAGCAUACACGCUCUAUCGUGAUAUCUUUCUCGAUACGCAAACGAAAAAUGCCGACAAUCAAAGUGAGACUUGGCUGAAUUUCGACCGUAUGAAUGCCGGUUAUUUGUUACAGCAACUGCUGGCACACAAGGCCGUACGACAAGAAUAUGACUGGCGCGAACAACAGUUGCGUUUUCUGCUCACCUGUGGCAUAUUUCAUGUCAACGAGUCGGUUGAGAUCUGCAAGAAGGAGGCUGCAUCUCCAUUCAGUAAAGACUUUGGCGAACAAUGCAAAAAUAUGUUUUACACUAGUAUGCAGAGUCGACUGGUUGACUUGCAGCAGGAGAAGCAGUCACUUUUGAAGCUAGUACAAUACUGCAAUGGGCGCAUCGAGCAAAAGCAGGCAGCAAAACAUUUUCGUAUCAAGCAUUUCGACGAAACAUUGCUAAAAUACUGGCAGCAAAUGUAUGCGGCUGUGAGUGCAGAAGAGGCGAGCGGCAAGAAAAAGUUGAAGUCGAAAAACGUAGUUGAUGGUGAUAAAUUGGAAUUGGUUUUCCAAAUUUUGUUGCUGAGUAUGGGUUUGCAAUUAUUCCGUGAGCCGGAAAUGGCUGGACCUGCGAUAGAUGAUUUGCUCAAGUGCAUGCAGCGUGUUAAAGAAAAGCAUAAGCAAAAGAAGAAAACGAAGGAAAGUGAAAAAAACACCGACGGAGAGGAGGAAGAACCCGAAUGGAUUGAGGUCGUGGUCGAUUUAUUCCUACAUUUACUCUCACAAAACGCCGUGGCGCUGCGUAAUAUCGUCAAUGCGCUCUUUCCCCACUUAUGUGAGAGUCUUAAUCUGUCCGCUGUGCAUCAAAUAUUGGCAGUACUAGACAUGAAAGACGGACACAACCCGCUAAGUGCUCAUGGGGAAGAAAGCGAUGAGGAUGAUGAUGAUGAUGAUAACGACGAGGAAGAUGAAGCUAAUGCAAGUAAAGCAGAAAAUGGCAAAAAAUCCGCAUCGAAACUUGCCAACGGCGUUGAAGCGCAUAGUGAUGAAGACGAUGAUGAUGAUGAUGAAGAAGAUGAAGACGAAGACGACGAUGAUGAUGAUGAAGAUGAAGACGAAGACGACGAUGAUGAUGAUGAUGAUGAGGAUGAAGAAGCUACCGCUGCUGACAAGCUACGCAACGCCGUCUCUCAAGCGCUUAUGGUUCAUGGUGGCAUGCCUACUGGCGGCGACGUUGAUGAUGAUAUGGCUUCGAUUGAUUUGAAUGAUAUGACCGAAGAGCAAGGCCGUGAAUUAGACGAAGCAUUGGCUAACGCAUUCAAAGUAUUGCGCAAGGCGGGCAGUGGUGUCGGCGCCUCUGAGAAAAAAUCAAAAAGUCAUCGUGUCAAGGUGACUACUGUGAUGCACUUCCGCAUACGCGUACUCGAUCUGAUAGAAAUCUAUUUGCAACAACAACCACCUCUACUGAUCGCCAUCGAAAUUAUGUUGUCUCUGUACAACAUGAUGCCACACUGCGUGGGUGAUGAGCUGAAGCCACUGCAAAUCAAAGUAGAAAAGGUGCUACAAAAGCUAACCACACUAAAAUGCGACGUCAAGGAUGUGCAGGAGGAUGAGGUGGUUGCCUUCAUACGUUUGAUUGUUGAACAAAAAUCGCCGGCACCUGUUUUUGAGACAAUGAAUAAAAUACGCAAUAAAUGCAUCAUAUUCCUCGUGAAUAGUGCAUGCAAAAUCGCUGCGGGGACAAGCGCAGAGUGCCAUAAAGUACUUGCCUUAUGUGAGGAAUACAUACAGGAGUUUCUACAGUCGCGUAAUCCCAGUGUGAACAUAACACUAUUGUCCGAUAUUUUCCGUCUGCGUUGGACCGGCGUUUGGAAUUUGGCUGUGGCACUAGCACGUGAUGGGCUCACAUUACAAACACGUGCUUUUCGACGCAUACAAAUCUACGAAAUCCUCGAUGUACUUUAUAAGAAUCACGAUUUACAGCGAUCGAAUGUAGAUAGCGCGAAACUGCAACUAAACGCGAUUGAAAGCGCGCUUUGUGGUCACAUUAAAGCGCUAGCAGCUAACACAACAGCUGAGGUGUCGCCUAAGGAGCACAGUUUGCUGCUGCAAUUGCUGUUGCAAGCACAGAAGACACAUCAAAGAUUACGAUUGAAAUCGGCGCUGUCUGAUGUGGAAGUUGGCCAAGCUGUACAAAGCAUGCGCUCGGACUCAUCAGCGUUGCUUAAGCGUUACUGCGCCAGCUACAAACUACCCACAGUAAAUGGAAAAUUUUCGUCCAAAUCGUGUGCAAAGCUUAAUGAGGCAGUUGAAGAGGUGAAAGAGUCGGUUGAAAAUGGUGUGGCGGAUGACGAACAGAAAAAGCGUAAACGCACAAGCGAUAAAGCGCUACGCAAGUUGAAAAAGCAAAAGAAAGAGCAACGUCUGCAGGUCGCCUCCGCGGGUUUGAAUGGUGGCUUCGCGUUUGUGCGUCAGGCGACACCAGAAGGUGAUGAAUCCCCGGAAGAGGAUUAGUGUAUAUAACGAGGUAGAUGGUACGAAACGUUG